CACAGCUGUUCCGGCCACUCUGGUACCGUGGUUCUUCAUCAUUAUAUAAUUAAAACUCCAACUCGAUGUGAUCAAAACAAACCUGGCAGAGCGCGAAACAAGUGUGAGAGAGUGUGCGGGUGUUACCACUGUGGACGAUGGUAUCGCGGUGACGGACAAAUGCCCACUUCUCCACACAACAGCACCAGCAGCAGCAGCAGCAGAGUAGAGCAGCAACUUUAGCAACAUGGAUGACGAGGGCGAAGCGGAGUCCACAGCCGGAAACACUCCCACAGCGACAGCAACAAAAUGGCUGGGACCGCCGACUUCCCGGCGUGCCAACGUCUUCUCAGAGCGCUUCUUUGGCGCUUUCCAGUGGGAGGAGUUCGCCUGCGGUUGCGGCGCAGCCUUCGUCAACAUCGCCGCCACCUAUCCCAUCUACAAGAUGAUCUUCCGGCAGAUGCUGCACGGCGUGCCCAUUACCUCGGCCUUUGCCCAGCUGCGGCACGAGGGUUUGGGUUUCCUCUAUCGAGGAAUGUUGCCUCCGCUGGCCCAGAAAACCAUCUCUCUAUCCAUUAUGUUUGGCGUGUUUGAUGGCACGCGGCGUUACCUGGUGGAGGACUACAGGCUGAAUGAUUAUGGGGCCAAGGUAAUUGCCGGCGUGGUGGCGGGCAGUGCCGAGUCCAUACUCCUGCCCUUUGAGCGUGUGCAGACCCUGCUGGCGGACUCCAAGUUUCACCAGCACUUUUCCAACACACCGAAUGCAUUCAGGUAUGUGGUAACCCAUCAUGGUUACCGGGAACUAUACAGGGGAAUAGAACCAGUAUUUUGGCGCAAUGGCCUGUCCAAUGCUUUCUUUUUUGUGCUCAGAGAAGAGGCCAGUGCAAGACUGCCAAAGAGGAAAUCCGUGUCCAGUCGCACGGCCCAGGAGUUCAUUGCCGGCGCCGUAAUCGGUGCCAGUAUCAGCACAAUUUUCUACCCGCUUAACGUGAUCAAGGUGUCGCUGCAAAGCGACAUGGGCCAGCGUUCGGAGGGCAGCUGGCAGGCAGCCAAGAGGAUUUAUAGAGAACGGGAUUGCCGCAUUGGCCACUUUUAUAGGGGAUGCGCCUUUAAUACAGGCCGCUCUUUCAUUAGCUGGGGCAUUAUGAACACAGCCUACGAGAACCUGAAGAAGCUGAUGCACCAACAGCCGCCGCAAAUGUCGCUGACUACGAAGUAAGUGGAGGAAACCUAAGGUGGUUCUAGUUAAGCACACACACAUAAGCCUUCUUUUAGCUAGCCAAUUUUCAUUUUGGGUUAAGUCUAAGUCUAAGUUGCUCGUGUCGAGAUGCUAUUAAGGUGCUGAAUUCUAGGUGUUUAAUGUACAUACACACACACAUCCUCCAUCCCCCAUAUCUGUAUAUCGAUUCUAUUGUCCCAUCGAAUGCCAAAGUUUUCUAGGGACUUAAACGAGAGCAUUUAUUGGAACCCAAAUCUACGAGUUUACGGUUUAGUUAGCUACUAUAACGUCUUGUUGUAAAUAAUACUUACUAGAUACAGUACAAUAUAAUGGAAUUGUGUUGUUUGUUCGCCGCUGAUGACUUUGUGAUUCAUUGAAAUUACUAAUAACUGAAUACUUUACGCUGUAAAUUCAAUGUUCUGAUAAAACAUAAAGAAAACAAACUAAAAUAAAAGUGUAUUUGUAAUUCAAAGUUUAA
Messenger RNA from Drosophila kikkawai, 1676 nucleotides. Its product is annotated as mitochondrial nicotinamide adenine dinucleotide transporter SLC25A51. NCBI's taxonomy places the organism in Eukaryota, Metazoa, Arthropoda, Insecta, Diptera, Drosophilidae. The record is from RefSeq and is a predicted model, not a curated record. Gene Ontology annotation, molecular function: NAD transmembrane transporter activity. Gene Ontology annotation, cellular component: mitochondrion.